This is a messenger RNA of Prunus mume (Japanese apricot), 912 nucleotides long. RefSeq names its product LIGHT-DEPENDENT SHORT HYPOCOTYLS-like protein (DUF640) (gene LSH10). Gene Ontology annotation, biological process: response to light stimulus; mRNA transcription. Gene Ontology annotation, cellular component: nucleus. The record is from RefSeq and is a predicted model, not a curated record. Lineage: Eukaryota; Viridiplantae; Streptophyta; Magnoliopsida; Rosales; Rosaceae.
UAUUUCUUGCUUUAUUUAGCAAAAACAAAAAACUUCAAAAAAAUCCAUUACUUGAUCAUCCACCACCACCACCACCAUGUCUGCCGAAAGAGGCAAAGAUUUCGCCGAUGGAUCAUCGUCUGCCGGGUCCCCAGGCGAUGAUCAUCAGCAGCCAGCCACUCCGAGCCGGUAUGAGUCCCAGAAGAGAAGGGACUGGAACACGUUUGGUCAGUACUUGAAGAACCAAAGGCCUCCAGUCCCACUUUCUCAGUGCAAUUACAACCAUGUGUUGGAGUUUCUUAGGUAUCUGGAUCAGUUUGGGAAGACCAAAGUUCAUCUCCAGGGCUGCAUGUUUUAUGGGCAGCCUGAGCCUCCUGCUCCUUGCACAUGCCCUCUAAGGCAAGCUUGGGGCAGCCUUGAUGCCCUCAUAGGGAGGCUGAGGGCUGCCUAUGAAGAAAAUGGAGGGUCCCCAGAAACCAACCCUUUUGCUAGUGGUGCAAUCAGGGUUUAUCUGAGGGAGGUGAGGGAGUGUCAAGCUAAGGCAAGAGGGAUCCCUUACAAGAAGAAGAAGAAGAAGCCAAGUCCAAGCAAGGGAGGAAAUGAUGAUGAAUCUAGCUCUACCAUGCACUUCUCUUGAUCAUCAUGCUCAAUUCCUUGGCCCAAUUUCAGAACAUCAUAUGGAUAUAUCAUAUGGAAAUUUGAACGAAAUGGAAGGAAUUGUUCCAAGGAAAAUUAUCUUGAAGGUUUGAAUGAUUUCGAAUGUUGCUUUAUUCAGUCAAAAUUAUAUAAGGAAUUUGAUCUCUAAAUGUAUCGAUCGACCUCUUAUGGCAUGGUGGCAUGAAGCCGGUCUUAAUUCAUUUUGUUUGUAGUGUGGUGGGAAUUUUUAAGCAUGUAGUGGAUCAGAAACCCUUUAUAUAUAAAUAUUGGUUUAUG